Clupea harengus (Atlantic herring) is the source of this 2714-nucleotide messenger RNA. RefSeq names its product calpain-1 catalytic subunit. The coding region runs from base 485 to 2599 and encodes 704 amino acids. The record is from RefSeq and is a predicted model, not a curated record. Gene Ontology annotation, molecular function: calcium-dependent cysteine-type endopeptidase activity; calcium ion binding. The transcript is spliced from 22 exons. Lineage: Eukaryota; Metazoa; Chordata; Actinopteri; Clupeiformes; Clupeidae. Gene Ontology annotation, cellular component: cytoplasm. Gene Ontology annotation, biological process: proteolysis.
UCUAUGUUUCAAAUAUAGUUUGUUUGUUUUUUGGUCAUGGGCACGACGCCACUGGUUAUGCAUAUAAUAUUGCUUAUCACAAUAACUGAGAUGAACUGUAAUAUCCUGAAGCCGCCCUUAGGUGGGAGUGUUGCUCUUAAGCUAUCAGUAUGGGCAACAAAACGUUUACGUGAUCCGUUUGUGACAGCUUCAGUUAUCCAGUGAAGUCAUGAUUUAACCUAAUUAUUAUUUAUUUAUGUAUUUUUAUAUUAGGACGCAAGCACAAUACCAGCACCCACUGGGUGCCGUUUCACUAUAAGCUGGCCAGGUUGACUAUGCAAGAAAUGCACAGCCAGCGUUUUUGAUUUUGAGGUAGCCUAUCCGAACAUUAGGGGGGUCUGUGGGAUAGCCUCAGACCGAUCAGUCGGAUUCAUUUAGCCCAGGGCGUGUUUUGUUUCAAAGAAUCAUACAAGGUAACCCUACAAUAUUGAAGAGUUGGGUAGGGAUGGAGCCUGUGUUUGCUGCGGGAGUCGCUUUGCGCUUGCGAAGCGACAGGGACCGUAAUGACGGUCUAGGUCGGAAUGACAAAGCUCUUAAGUUCCUCGGACAGGACUUUGAGACUCUGAGAGCUCAGUGCCUUCAAAGCAAACGCCUGUUUGAGGAUGACUACUUCCCUGCAAAACACUCUUCACUUGGUUUCAAGGAGCUUGGACCGAGCUCAGCGAAAGCACAAGGGGUCCGCUGGCUGAGACCCACGGAGUUCUGCUCUGACCCACACUUUAUCGUAGAUGGCGCUACUCGCACAGACAUCUGCCAGGGAGCUCUGGGUGACUGCUGGUUGCUAGCAGCCAUUGCAUGCCUCACCCUGAAUGAGCCCUUGCUGCAUCGGGUGGUGCCCCACGGACAGAGCUUCCACAGUGACUAUGCAGGAAUAUUUCACUUCCAGAUGUGGCAGUUCGGGGAGUGGGUGGAUGUGGUGGUUGAUGACAGGCUGCCGGUGAGAGACGGAAAGCUGCUGUUCGUCCACUCAGCCGAGGGGGCAGAAUUCUGGAGCGCACUGCUGGAGAAAGCUUAUGCAAAGCUUAACGGCUGUUAUGAAGCCCUGUCUGGUGGCUCCACCUCUGAGGGCUUCGAGGACUUCACCGGCGGGGUGACGGAGAUGUUCGAGCUGAAGAAGGCGCCCUCCAACCUCUUCAGCAUCAUCCAGAAAGCGGUGGAGAGAGGCUCACUGCUCGGCUGCUCCAUCGACAUCACUGGCGUCUUUGAUAUGGAAGCGGUCACCUUUAAGAAGUUGGUGAAGGGCCAUGCCUACUCUGUCACAGGAGUGGAGGAGGUGGAGUUCAAGGGGAGCCCGACCAAACUGAUACGCAUCCGCAACCCCUGGGGAGAAGUUGAGUGGACAGGAGCCUGGAGUGACGACUCACGAGAGUGGAGUGGUCUUGAUCCAUCUGUCCGAUCCAGACUAUAUCACUGCAGUGAAGAUGGAGAAUUCUGGAUGUCCUUUAGCGACUUCAUGCGGGAGUUCAGUCGGCUGGAGAUCUGUAAUCUAACACCGGAUGCCCUCCAGGCGGGUCAGCUGAAGAAGUGGAGCACGGCGCUGUUCCCAGGAGAGUGGAGAAGAGGCAGCACAGCUGGAGGCUGUAGGAAUUAUCCAGCAACAUUCUGGAUCAAUCCUCAAUACAAAAUAGCCCUCUCGCAGCCAGAUACUGACAGCCAGGCAGGGUGUAGCUUUCUGGUAGCCCUGAUGCAGAGGGAUCGCCGUCGGUUACGUCAGGAGGGCAAGGACAUGGAGACCAUUGGAUUCGCGAUAUAUGAGGUUCCUGAUGAGUGUAAGGGUCAGGCGGGGAUGCACCUGAGGCGGGACUUCUUCCUGAGGCAAGCUUCCAAAGCUCGCUCCGAGCUCUUCGUCAACCUGCGUGAGGUCAGCUCCCGCUUCUGCCUCCCGGAGGGCGAGUACAUCAUCGUCCCGUCUACCUUUGAACCCCAGAAAGAGGGAAACUUUGUGCUGAGGGUGUUCUCUGAGAAACCUGCCGACUCCCAGGAGCUGGAUGAUGAACUGUCAGCAGACAUGCCUGAGGAGGAACAGCUUGAUGAGAGUCAGAUUGAUGAAGGCUUCAAAACCCUUUUCAAGCAGCUGGCUGGACAGGAAAGGGUGAUCACCGCAUCCAAGUUGCAAAUGAUCUUGAACAGGGUUGUAAGCAAACAUAAAGACCUGAAAACAGAUGGGUUUGGAAAGGAGGCUUGCCGCUGUAUGAUAGCCCUCAUGGACACUAAUGGCAGUGGACAACUGGGUCUGACGGACUUCCACGUGCUCUGGGAGAAAGUCAAAAGAUACCUUACUAUAUUCAGGAAGUUUGACUUGGACAAGUCUGGCACCAUGAGCUCCUAUGAGAUGCGUCUGGCAUUGGAGUCUGCAGGUUUCAAGUUGACUAAUCACCUCUUCCAGCUGAUAAUUCUGCGCUACGCCAAGCCAGACCUUAAUGUGGAUUUUGAUAACUUCGUCACCUGCCUCAUUCGGUUGGAGUCUAUGUUCAAGACCUUCAAAACAAUGGACACUGAUGCUGAUGGAGUGGUGUCCUUCAACUUCUCCCAGUGGAUCUCGCUCACCAUGUUUGCCUGAAUGGACACGUGCUGCUCUCUGAACUGGCUUAUACAACCACCUGAAUGUCCACUGACUGUUACCUUUAAGCUUGUCCAGGACAAAUCGACCCAAAGAUAGUCCAUUUAACGGAUUG